CUAAAGAUGGCUUCGCCAUCGGGAAACCUCGACAACAACAAAGCCAGCCCCAAAGCGCGUGACGCGUCACUGCUCGCACGCCACCGUUUCUUCUUCUUCCUCUGUUCAUCGUCUUCUCCCACAUUCUCUCUCGAAGAAAUUUCAUCGAGCUUCUCGCGGAUAAACCAGCCAUGUCGUACGAUUACCUUUUCAAGUACAUAAUCAUCGGAGACACAGGUGUUGGGAAAUCGUGCCUGCUUCUGCAAUUCACUGACAAGAGGUUCCAACCUGUCCACGAUCUCACCAUUGGUGUCGAGUUCGGAGCCCGCAUGGUCACCGUCGAUGGCCGACCCAUCAAGCUUCAGAUUUGGGACACCGCUGGACAAGAGUCUUUUAGAUCCAUCACAAGAUCAUACUACAGAGGAGCAGCUGGAGCCUUGCUGGUUUACGACAUAACCAGGAGAGAAACGUUUAACCAUCUUGCUAGCUGGUUGGAGGAUGCACGUCAGCAUGCGAAUCCUAACAUGAGUAUCAUGCUGGUUGGGAACAAAUGUGAUCUCGCCCAUAAGAGGGCUGUGAGCAAAGAGGAAGGCGAACAGUUUGCCAAAGAACACGGGCUGCUGUUCUUGGAAGCAUCUGCAAGAACAGCUCAAAGCGUCGAGGAGGCCUUCAUAAAGACUGCUGCCAAGGUACUUCAGAAUAUUCAAGAUGGUGUCUUUGAUGUAUCCAAUGAGUCUUCGGGCAUCAAGGUCGGGUAUGGACGUCCACAAGGUCAGGCCGGAGGAGGAAGAGACGGUACGGUCAGCCAGACGGGUGGGUGUUGUUGAAAAUUCCCCAGAACUCUGCAGAAAACAUUGUGGCUGGCACACUUUGAUAAAAAUUGUAUUUUGAAUGAUCCUUGUGUGCCAAAAAAAUCUUUAUUGUUAUUAUUAUUAUUAUUAUUAUGUGUUACCAGAAAACAUCAAAACAUCAUUGAAAUGUAUAAUAGUUUCGUGUUCAAUGUCA
Molecule: messenger RNA, 984 nt
Organism: Tarenaya hassleriana
Lineage: Eukaryota; Viridiplantae; Streptophyta; Magnoliopsida; Brassicales; Cleomaceae
Product: ras-related protein RABB1b
Exons: 6
Coding region: 171-806 (211 amino acids)
Biological process (GO): regulation of endocytosis
Cellular component (GO): endosome
Molecular function (GO): GTPase activity; GTP binding
Source: RefSeq, a predicted model, not a curated record